CGCGAUCUUCAAUCUUUCCAAGGAACAAUGAGUCGCUCAAGUAGAACACUCUAUGUUGGCAAUCUUCCCGGUGACAUUCGUGAGCGGGAAGUAGAAGAUCUCUUUUACAAAUAUGGACCGAUAGCCCAUAUUGAUUUGAAAAUCCCACCAAGACCCCCUGGUUAUGCUUUUGUUGAGUUUGAAGAGGCUCGUGAUGCUGAAGAUGCUAUUAGAGGUCGCGAUGGUUAUGAUUUUGAUGGGCACCGGCUACGGGUGGAGCUUGCACAUGGAGGUCGUGGAAAUUCAUCAUCAAUCGAUCGUUACAGUUGUUACAGCAGUGGGCGUGGUCCCCAUGGUGGAGUGUCCAGAUGCUCUGAAUAUUGCGUGUUAGUCUCCAGAUUGCCUAGCUCUGCUUCUUGGCAAGACCUUAAGGAUCACAUGCGUCGAGCGGGGGAUGUGUGCUUCUCCCAAGUUUUUCGCGAUGGAAGUGGUACAACAGGGAUUGUGGAUUACACAAACUAUGAUGACAUGAAAUAUGCAAUUAGGAAACUUGAUGACUCUGAGUUUCAGAAUGCUUUUACUCGAGCAAUAGUUCGUGUAAGGGAGUAUAAAUCAAGCCGAAGCCGUAGCCGAAGCCAAAGCCGAAGUCGGAGCCGGAGCUAUUCCAGAAGCCGCAGUCGUAGUCGCUCUUACUCGAGAGGCAGGAGCUACAGUCGUAGCCGGAGUUUGAGUCGGAGCAGGAGCAGGAGGUUGGAUCAUCAAGUCUCCGAAAGCCAAAUCUGCGCAUCGAUCACUUGCUAAAUCUCGGUCAAGGUCUGCUUCUCGUUCUCGUUCUGGAUCAAAGCCACGUUCUCUGUCAAGGUAUACCUUUAUUGUUAUAAUUUGAGCUUGAUCAUAGAGAUAUUCAUCAUUAUUCCAUGGUUUCAUACUGUUUCCCUUGGAUGACCACUA
Molecule: messenger RNA, 930 nt
Organism: Camellia sinensis
Lineage: Eukaryota; Viridiplantae; Streptophyta; Magnoliopsida; Ericales; Theaceae
Source: RefSeq, a predicted model, not a curated record